AUUACCUCUGGAGUCCAGAGAACCCUCCAGAGAACGGACUGUGCUCUUAUGUGUGGAUACUGCUGCUCCUAACCUCACCCGUGCCUGUAUCUAGACACACAUCAGCUCAGGACGAGAAACUGCUCUGUUUUAUACACCUGAAAGACACAGAAAGCAGAGAUUCAGAGACAGUGAGAGCUUCCCACAUGAUGGAUGGAUGGAAAACCACAGGAAAGACCAGCAGGCCACAGCUGGUGGUGAAGAUUGUCGGUGGGAAACAAAUUAAGUAUUUUACUGAAGGGACCAAAAGUCCUACAGAUGAUCUUGAGGUAACAAACAGCUCUGAGGACAGAAACAGUCCACCUAACAGAGUCACGGAUGGAGAUUUAAGCAGAAAAUCCUCGUCUCAUGACCUGGAGCCUGUGGGAGCAGUUGAGCACAGAGAGAGCCUGUUAGACGCCGUCAGACAGGUUCCAGACAGACGGUGUGUGACGGCACCAUGUGGAGAUCGCUCACGCUCCUACAUACAUCUGAAGUCCACAAACAUCCUGAGUCAUUCAAAACAACCUCAUAAUACAGCGGCAGAGCAUGUCCAUAAAGAGGAGCACUGCCUCCUCUCAUCUGUCUCAGAGGAACUGCAGGACUGGGAACCACACACAUUCCAGAGCAUUGAGGAGGAAGUGACAUCACUCGACCCGUCCCAGUCAGGAAUCCUCCAUCAGUCAGAACUUACAUACCUCUUCCUCCGACUGCAGAUGCCUCUGAAGCUCAGCACACUGGCCUGUGUGUUCAGAUCCUUCAGUGACACCAGAGACCCGGAGCAGGUGCAUUAUAAAGAACUGCUGCAGUUCAUACAGAGAGCCGUGCAAGAUGAGAAACCGCAAAGUGUUGAGGCAGAGAUCUGGGAUGCGUCAGUGGCCAGUACUGACCUGGAAUCAGUGAUCAGUGUGACUGAAGACCAAAGGGAAACAUGGCUUCAGAGGUUCCAGAAGAUGGAGAUGGCCUUACAAAUGUGUGACACCAAAAACACAGGUUAUGUGGACAGAGAUCAAGCCAAACGCCUGAUUCUGAACUACAGCCUCAUCUUUGAUCUGAAUCUGAGUCCUCUGAAGGUCAAUGAGGUCACACGUAACACUCAGCGAGAGGGCAAAGUUCACCUGGCCUCGGCUCUGCGGCAGCUGAAGGAACUAUAAACCUCUUUACACUUUUCUAAAACCAAUGCACAUACAGUCAUCCUCAAUAACUGCUGGGAGAUAUUAACACUGACCCUGUAAAAACGGCUUUUAAAUUGAAGUUCCCAUUCAGUCAGUCACGUUC
Molecule: messenger RNA, 1296 nt
Organism: Megalobrama amblycephala (Wuchang bream)
Lineage: Eukaryota; Metazoa; Chordata; Actinopteri; Cypriniformes; Xenocyprididae
Exons: 8
Coding region: 186-1172 (328 amino acids)
Source: RefSeq, a predicted model, not a curated record